Molecule: messenger RNA, 1805 nt
Organism: Misgurnus anguillicaudatus (oriental weatherfish)
Lineage: Eukaryota; Metazoa; Chordata; Actinopteri; Cypriniformes; Cobitidae
Source: RefSeq, a predicted model, not a curated record
AUGUCAGUGGAGCACGAGAGCACGACUGUAAAUGUGACUGAGAAUGACGACAAAUCACUCUUGAUCAAAGGUGGUGUUUUUCUCUCUACUGUGGGCACAGCAGGAAUGAUUGCAGGGUUUGGCUCCACCCUUGCCAUGGCUAAGAAGAAGAGUCCCGAUUGGUUCAAUAAGGGUAUCGUUGGAAGUGCUGCGGUGCCAGAAAGUGGUGCAUUAUUAGCGUUGCGAGCGCUGGGUUGGGGUUCGCUCUAUGCGUGGUGUGGUGUUGGACUCCUCAGCUUCGCCGCAUGGAAGGCCUUGGGCGUCCACAGUCUGAAGGAGUUUCACCAGAAAAUGCAAAGCAUUUUUCCUGCCGUCCCCAGAAACGAGGCUGAAGAGAAUUCUGCUCCAUUUGACUGGGAUUCAAUCUUCAAAUCAAAAUGAAUAGAAAUUAUAUUUGGACAUGAUUUUUAUCGGAUGGUCGGUCGUUGUGUAGUGAGUGCCCACCUUUCAGUGCGAUUAUUGGGGCAUUAAACUGGAUUAAAUGUCUAGUGUGAGGUCACAAGACUGGGGAUAGGGUCAUUGAAGGCCUGCAGGAGUCAAUGGGAUUGUGUUUGCCCUCAUUUGCCACAAAGGACUUCACAAAACCCGAGCCAAGUUCUCCUAUCACUCACCGAAGCUAACUGCAGGAUUAUCAUUUAUACAUACAUUAAUUUCUCAGAUAUUAGUCUGAUCUCAAAUUGGCCACAUCAAGUUCUUGACAGCAUGGUUAUGUGCAUCCCAGUAUAGAGACACAUGGAAACCUUUAAAAGGUACCCUGGUUAUCAACACGUGUAUGAUUCAAUAGAUUAACACUUGGAUUGGCAAUAUAAAUGUGAAAAUAAAAACAGUGCAAAUGCCUUUUUUUUCAUCACUAUACAUGACGUCAAAUGUUUGCAAUAAAACCCCUUCUUUUAACGCUCCAGCGAGGUAAAAGUGAUAAAUGUGUCUUCAAUCAGUCGAUUAUUAACUCGUUAACUAACACUGUCCUGUGAGCGGGACACCCUAGUUUACUUAAAUAUUUUUAAUGUUAAUCUAAUAAUAGUAAUAUUAAUGCAUUGACUGCAAUUUAUUAAUUUGUGACAAGAGUAUGCAACAAACCUCUUUUAUUUUUGAUAAUUUUAUGUGUAAAAUAAUACCAAUUCAAAAUAAUGUUUUUUUUAUAUAUAUUUUUUCCAAGAUCUCUGUUAACAAGGGCUAUGUAUCUUUCUUUUCCAAUACCUCCUGAAGCCAAGGAAGUACACUUUAAACUUUUUUAUGACAUUUACCCAGAUGCAGAUUAAAUAUUUAUCACAAUAAUUGUUCUUUCUGUGAUUAAAACGACAGUACCAUUUGUUUUUGUUGAGAUUUAUAUAGUAAUGCUUUUUGUUCUGAUAUGUAUGAGUGGCUCAAAGUUACAAGUGUUCUCAUAUCUCAGUUCUCUAAAAAUGAUAUAAUUUUUGGUACACUAAUGGAAGAUAAACAAAAUUCAGUUUCUAUUGAAUACUUUUGUUUAUAAUAGGGAAAUUGUACAUUCAUAAAUGUAAAUAUAUGAAAAUAAAGCCAAUGUUUUUCAGAAACAAUUUUGGAUUUACUGUAAAUCUUUAAGUAGAGUAAAAUUAAAAAGUGAAAGAAGGUUAUUUAACCUGUUGAAGGACUUUAAACUUUUGAAGACGCUGAGGUUUUAAUUUUCACUGAAUUGUUUUUUUUUAUGUAUUUAUUUUUUCUCUGUGUUUACUUCUUCCUUAAAACUGUGUUUGUUGUUAUUUGCCUUAUUGUAAUUAUAAUUCACUCCCCCCAAAAUAAAUAAA